This is a messenger RNA of Hyla sarda, 1961 nucleotides long. RefSeq names its product heterogeneous nuclear ribonucleoprotein H1 (gene HNRNPH1). The transcript is spliced from 13 exons. Gene Ontology annotation, molecular function: RNA binding. Gene Ontology annotation, cellular component: nucleoplasm; ribonucleoprotein complex. Lineage: Eukaryota; Metazoa; Chordata; Amphibia; Anura; Hylidae. The record is from RefSeq and is a predicted model, not a curated record. Gene Ontology annotation, biological process: regulation of RNA splicing. Bases 262 to 1608 code for a protein of 448 amino acids.
AUUUGGAAUGAGGUCCACGCCAUUGUGUAGGUCUAGGGCUGUAGGAGGGAAGCGGUGUUUUUGUGCCAUUGUUUAUUCUGAUCACACCCAUCCGAUCCCCAGGAAGGAUGCCUCAAGCCCUGAUCGGCAGCAGUACCAGGCCCUCACACACUUGCAGAGAUUUCGUCUUUGAAGUGCGCCGCCGCCAUUUUGUCUUUGUGACGAAAGAGUCACGUGUCGCAACCCUCAGCCCUGCCCCAGCCCGUACGAGUGAGGGAGAAAAUGUCCGAAGGCGGUGAAGGCUACGUGGUGAAGAUCCGCGGACUGCCCUGGUCCUGCUCGGCGGAAGAGAUCGAGACAUUCUUCGCCGAAUCGAAAAUCUUAAAUGGCACCUGCGGAGUUCACUUCAUCUACACGAGGGAAGGCCGGCCGAGCGGGGAGGCGUUUGUCGAGUUUGAAAGUGAAGAGGAUCUUAACCUGGGCCUGAAAAAGGACAGAGAAACAAUGGGCCACAGAUAUGUAGAAGUUUUCAAGUCUAACAGUGUUGAAAUGGACUGGGUUCUGAAGCACACUGGUCCAAACAGCCCUGACACUGCAAAUGAUGGCUUUGUUCGUUUAAGAGGCCUACCAUUUGGCUGCAGCAAGGAAGAAAUUGUUCAGUUUUUUUCAGGGUUGGAAAUCGUGCCAAAUGGGAUAACAUUGCCGGUGGACUUCCAGGGGAGGAGUACGGGGGAGGCCUUCGUGCAGUUUGCUUCACAGGAAAUAGCUGAAAAGGCUCUAAAGAAACACAAGGAGAGAAUAGGGCACAGGUAUAUAGAAAUAUUUAAGAGCAGUAGAGCAGAGGUUCGUACACACUAUGAUCCUCCCAGAAAGCUUUUUGGUAUGCAGCGCCCAGGACCCUAUGAUAGACCAGGUGUGGGAAGAGGCUACAAUAAUUUGGGAAGAGGCUUCGAUCGGAUGAGGCGUGGUGGUUAUGGAGGAGACACACCAAUGGUGGAUCCAGCAUUGAGAAGCUACAGUGGUUAUGAGGAAUAUAAUGGCUAUAAUGAAUAUGCAUUUGGUGCAGACCAGAGGUUUGGAAGAGUUUCUGAUCAUAGGUAUGCAGAUGGAUCAAGCUUUCAAAGCACAACCGGUCACUGUGUGCAUAUGAGAGGGCUCCCUUACAGAGCAACAGAAACUGACAUAUAUACAUUCUUUUCUCCAUUGAAUCCAGUAAGAGUUCACAUUGAAAUAGGAGCAGAUGGCAGAGUUACUGGAGAAGCAGAUGUUGAGUUUGCAACCCAUGAAGAUGCUGUGGCUGCCAUGUCUAAAGACAAAGCAAAUAUGCAACACAGAUAUGUGGAGCUAUUUCUUAAUUCAACAGCUGGUGGAUCUAGUAGUGCAUAUGGCAGCCAAAUGAUGGGAGGACUUGCAGCAGGCACGCAAACUAACUAUGGCAGUCCAGGCUCACAAGCAAUGAGUGGAAGUUAUGGAGCAGGAUACGGAAGUCAAGCAAGUUUAAGUGGUUAUGGAAAUCAAAGUGGCUUAAACAACAGUUACUACAGCAGUGGAACACGAGGCUCACUAGGAGUGAAUGGAAUUGCUGGAAUGUCUAGCAGCAUGAACAUGAGUGCGGCAUGGGGAAUAUAAGGGUGUCCUUGGCUCUGUAGAGUUUUUUGUUUUUGUUUUUUUUGUACUUUGCUUACUGUGAGACAAUUUUAAUAACUUAAUAUUUCAGUAUUCAGUCUGUCAGAGAUGCUGUUAAAUAUUAUCUCUAAAACAUGCAGCUUUAUUUUCUGUAGAAAUCUCAUUAGCUGUGUUUUUAUAUUGUAUUUGCUUCCACAGUACAAGGGAAUUGUGCCUGCUAUAUUCUUUACUCGUUAAUCAUUCCCCAUCCUCAUGCAGAUUGUGAGGGGUGUGGUAUUUUUAUUUGGUUUUUUUUUUUCUCCCUGCUCUGGCAUAUGUAUAGAUGUUUCUCAAACUCUUGACCAAUAAAUAUGAAA